UCUUUAGAGCCCCGGGAAUCGCAAUCUCUCUCGUCUUUCGUCCUUCCCGUCGUGCGAAGCCCGAUCAAACCCUAGAACGGGAAAUCUCGAAUUCAUCUCCAAUGGCGCCCCCGAGGGUGGGACGGCUACUUCUCCUUGUUUUCCUCCUCUCCUAUGUCCUCACUGCUUUCUGCGCGAAGAGUUAUUACGAUGUGUUGCAAGUAUCGAAGAGCGCGUCGGAAGAUCAGAUCAAGAGGGCGUAUAGGAAGCUCGCAUUGAAGUACCAUCCUGAUAAGAAUCCUGGGAAUGAAGAGGCGAACAAGAGGUUUGCGGAGAUUAAUAAUGCUUAUGAAGUGUUAUCGGAUCGAGAGAAGAGGAGUAUUUAUGAUAGGUAUGGCGAGGAGGGUUUGAAGCAGCACGCUGCCAGUGGAGGUGGUAGAGGAGGGGGAAUGAACAUUCAGGACAUUUUCAACAAUUUCUUUGGUGGUGGUGGAGGUGCGGAAGAAGAAGAGGAGAAGAUUCCAAAAGGUGAUGAUGUAAUUGUUGAGUUGCAUGCCUCUCUUGAAGAUUUAUACAUGGGUGGCUCACUAAAGGUUUGGAGGGAGAAAAAUGUUAUCAAGCCAGCCCCUGGGAAGAGGCGUUGUAAUUGCAGGAAUGAAGUCUAUCAUAGGCAAAUUGCUCCUGGCAUGUUUCAACAAAUGACAGAACAGGUCUGCGAGCAAUGUCCAAAUGUGAAAUAUGAGAGAGAAGGGGAUUUCAUCACUGUUGAUAUUGAGAAGGGAAUGCAAGAUGGCCAGGAGGUGGUAUUUCAUGAAGAUGGAGAGCCUAUUAUUGAUGGAGAACCGGGAGAUUUGAAGUUCAGGAUUCAUACUGCACCUCAUGAUCGAUUCAGAAGAGAAGGCAAUGACCUGCAUAUGACUGUGACGAUCUCACUGGUCCAAGCUCUUGUUGGUUUUGAAAAGACGGUCACACACCUUGACGAACAUUUAGUCGAAAUUGGAACCAAGGGAAUCACUAAACCGAAAGAAGUGAGGAAGUUCAAAGGUGAAGGAAUGCCUCUACACUUUAGUAACAAGAAAGGUGAUUUAUAUGUCACUUAUGAAGUCUUGUUUCCGAAAUCACUGACUGAAGAUCAGAAGACUAAAAUCAAGGAAAUUCUUACCUAAUUAACACGGACGUUGUUCUUCGCCCCGGGUCGGUCUAAUACAUCGUCAUCCAUGUAUCAUGGAAAGUUCAUUUUGAAAGGCAUACAUGAUGCAAAUUAUGGAAAGCAGAGAUAUGUAUGAUGUUAUCUAUUGUAAUCCUGAGUUCCAACUUCCAAAUUUUUGCAAAUGUAGUUAUUUCCAUUGAAUUUCUCAAGAGAUGUUAUAGAGAAUGUUAAUCUAGUGACCAUAUUUGUUGUGGUUCAAUAUUAUUCACAAGAAACCCAAUGAAUUUGUUCUGUUAUACUUU
Dioscorea cayenensis subsp. rotundata (Guinea yam) is the source of this 1431-nucleotide messenger RNA. RefSeq names its product dnaJ protein ERDJ3B. The record is from RefSeq and is a predicted model, not a curated record. The transcript has 10 exons. Gene Ontology annotation, biological process: protein folding. NCBI's taxonomy places the organism in Eukaryota, Viridiplantae, Streptophyta, Magnoliopsida, Dioscoreales, Dioscoreaceae. Bases 102 to 1145 code for a protein of 347 amino acids.